GUUGUAUGUAAAAUGAUUCAAAUAUAAGCAACACUGUAGCCAACGUAAACCGUUUGCUAUGUCUCUCCUUCUGCGUUGCUGGUUCGCUCUCUUGUUACUGCUACAAUGUUACCAAUACACGAAUUUCGUUUCUCGACGAGUGUCGUCGUCGACAUAGAUAUAAACCUGCUUCGUCACCUUGGCCGACGAUAAAUUUUGGGUUCGUGAUUUUCUUUCAAUGUAAAUCAUUUGUCGGGCUUUUCAAAAAUAUUUCAAUUAAGUUAGCUGAUUUUGUUAAAUCGUAAAAUAAUAGAACAAUAAAGAAAACAAUCUGGUAUGACGGAUCAAAUUAAUCAACAAAAUCAUGAUAAUUCAAAGAGCCCGGCAAACGAUCGAAAAAGUUAUAGAAAUCAAAAAUAAGCUGGCUACGUUCACGGAGGCUAAUAAUGGUUCGUCAAACGCACAAACUGGUACAAUAAUGGCCGUUUUCUCCGACGCGGUUCAAACUCAGUUCAAUUUUUUCCAUAUAGUUUCGAGGUAGGAUGAACCGAGUUUAAACUCAGUUUAAACGUUGAAGAAAACGGGCAUAAACGAAUCAAAACGAAUCUUGGUCGGAGGAAGUUGUACCCACGUUGCACCAGUAGCCAGGCUAGCUUCACGGAUUAAAGUGAAUCUAGCCUCUAACCAAAAUAAGGAGAAGGUUCGUCAAACAGAAACACGUGCGCGUUCUGCCAAUGUGGGUCAAUGUCUAUACUUCCAUGUGCAUAAGCCGAUAAUAAAUUAAAACCACAAAUGUAAUAAAAAUCAUUUUAUUUGCAAGUAGUAACAAAGAAAAGCUUCAAAAAUGAAGAACAAACCGACACGUCACAAGGAAACAAAUACAUUUAAGUUUAAAAAAUUUUCGGAACGAGUUUCCGAAAUCGACAUCGAUAUAUUUCAUCGAGUGGCUCAUCGUUACGAAGAACAAAACGAGGAUGAUGUGGAAACUUUUUUCUAUCAGACGCUACAGAAAUGGCGAGAUCUCAAUCUUACCGAAGGCUAUACAGCUUUCAAAAAAGAAGUCAAAAAUAUUGUUACGCUUCCUCAGUUGCUUAAUCGUCGACAAGAAGUCAUCGACAUAUUAAUGAAAUACUUGACAGCAAAAGAUAACAAAGUUUAUCUUCAACCCAUACUAGAUUUGAUCGUCGCAGUGGCCCGAGACCUGCAGAAAGAAUUUUACGAGCAUUUCCCAGAAUUUCUUGCAGCCAUCAUUGAUUUGCUGAAUACAAAAGAUGCAGAACAGCUAGAGUUGGCAUUCACAGCUCUAGCAUAUUUGUUCAAAUUUCUAUGGCGUUAUUUGAUCAAAAACGUGGACCGGACAUUCGAUUUACUUUUGCCACUUCUGGCAGAAUCAAAACCAGCCUACGUGAACAAUUUUGCUGCAGAGAGCUUCGCUUAUGUAGUGAGAAAAGUACGUGAUCGUGAUUCCUUCUUUCGUCGAGUGUUACAAACUUUGGAAGAGAAACGACAGGGAAUAAGCGGAUGCGGGAGACUUAUGUUCGAAGUUAUUUUGGGAACAACCGGGCAAUUUCAUUCCUGUGCGGAGCCAAUGCUUUCUUUAUAUCUCGAAGCAUUGGAGGAUGAAACUGUAGAUGGAGAGUUGGUGCACAAUGUUCUUGAGAAAAUUUUUGAUUGUGUACUAAGCGAUAUUAAUCCACAGAAAAGUGAAGUAUUUUGGAAUGUUUUGCUGAAAUUCAUUGAUCAUCGUCUCAAUCUGAAAGAGUCAAUUUCUCAUAAUAAAGAGGGAUCAAUGAAUCAUCAUUCGAAUGUGGUAAAAUCAUUGUUCCGACUGAUUCGCCACGUCAUUGAUCACCGCAAUGGUAGGAUGUUGAUAAACCCUGUGCCGCUCGUGAAAAAGCUUGUUCGCAGCAUAGAAAUUCAUGAGGAAGAGGAUACUCUUCGACCAAUAAUCGAUGCUUCUGUGUCGGUACUUCUAGCCUCAGCAAUCAAACUCAGUCAAGAAACAGCGAGCGAGCUCGUGCUUAAACUUUUGUCAUUGAAACACAGAAACUUGAUUUUCUACGUUGUCGAACGUUUGGUCAAUUAUUCGUCGUUCGAAACUCUUGUUUUGCCUCAUGUCAUAGGACAAACGGUGCAUGAUGGUUUUGACGAAGAGGCUCUCUGGCUUUUCGCCACGAUUGUUAAGUGUCGAUCCCCACACUGUCUCAGUGGAGUUUAUUCGGAAAAUUGGAAAAAAUUUCCUCUCGAUUUUCGUAGAGCUUCCGAAUCAACGUUUAAUUUUUUGCGUUCUACUUUGGAAGAAAUAACGAGAGAGAAAAAUGUGAAGGAAAACGCUCUGAAGACAAUUAUAAUUUUGCCGCAUUUGAAUCCGCUCCCUGAAGAUUUUCUUGACACAUUGAAAACUUUGAUAAGUCUUCUGUUCAAGAAACUUGUCAGCGAAAAUACGCUCGAAGAAAAGGAGAUAGAAAAAUGGAAUUUUCUGUUUUUACUCGCGAUUGAAUCACUGGCUCGUAUUCUCACGGCUGACGAUUUCCAUGAUUUCGUCGAUUCCUUGAAGAUAUUUGGACUCGUGAAAAAACAUCCGAAUUCCAACAGCAUUUUGAACGCAAUUGAUUUGACGUUGACCCAAAUUUCAAAAUCGAAAAGAAGCGAAGAAACGUUGAGUAUAAAGAUGUUCGAGGAGAUGCAUGAAUCGUUAGUGACGAAAUUAUCUUCGCCAUUUCACGAAACUCGUCUCGUAGUUUCCCACGUUUAUUCACUCUUCCGUGACGUUGAAGAAACGAAAAAUUGUCCGGAAAAAAGUGGAGUUCCGAACGCGCUCGACUUGAUGUUUUUGGCCGAGAACGAACCUGCGACUGUCCACAAAUAUCGUGACCGACUCGUGCAUCUUCGAGCACUGACGUUCAACAGCCAAGCUUUAACGAAUUUGAACUCGAAAUAUUUCGAUUUCCCGCUACGAUAUCUCAUGGGAAAUUUGUGGAUUAAUUUCUCUCUGCUGUGGGAACCAGUGUGUCAGGCAAUUUCGUCAUACGCAACGAAGGAAUGUUCCCAAUUUUGGGAGAUUUUUCUGUCGGAUCUCAAAGCUGAAAGUCCAUCGGAAAAUCUGUCCAUUCUCGACGCAAGUACAAAAGUACCGGAUUUGUUCGAAUUCCAUGCUGCAAAUGAAUUGUUUAAAAAAUUAUCCUCAAACGAGGAAAAGCCUGAUCAUCUUAAUUACCGAUUGUUAUUGUGGAGAUGUAUGGAAGAAUUCGUUUCGUAUUGCGAAACGAAAAAUCGUGACUUGACUGGUCUCUUCAUUGCCAACGUGGAAACAAAUUAUUUCAAAUCAAACUCCGAAUCCGCGAGAUCGUGGAGCAUUGAGAAGAAGAAAGAUGAAUUAUCGAACGAGGAUUCCAUGGAAGUCGACAGUGAAGAUGAGGAAGAAGAGGAAAACGAUGGAAAAGAAAAAACAACGGAGAAAUCACAGAAAGUUUCAUCAAAAAGACUUCGAGGACGUGGAAAAUAUUUUGAGAUCAAAUUGAUCCUCGCCCAAAUGAGAGUUUUCGCAAAGAUGAGUAACCCGAGAACUUUGUAUCGUGAGCCAGAAAUGAAUAAAAUAUACAUGGAUUUGUUAACAUCGAAAAACGUGGAAAUACAAAAAGCAGCGUUGGAUUGUCUCUUCGCUUACAAGCCGAAAUAUCUCAUGCCUUAUAAAGAGAACCUCUACAGUCUUGUGGACGAAAAGAACUUGAAAAAUGAGUUGGCACGUUUUCGGAUCGAUCAGGAGAGCAGUAUAUUGAAGAACGAAGAUCGUGAAGGUUUAAUGCCGAUUCUUAUGAGAUUGAUUUAUGCAAAAAUGGUAAUGAAAAUUGGUACGAGAACUGGAGGCAAAGGAGGAGCAAUAGUACGUCGAAAGAUAAUUUUGCGAUUCCUUGCUGGCAGCCAGGAAGCAGAAAUGAUGAUAUUCACGCGAAUGGCAUUCAAACCUUUUGAAAAAUUCGUAUCUCUCGACCUGGCAACGGCUUUGAUCGAUCUGAAGGAUUUGGUGAGCGACGUGAGUACCAAAAUCGAUUUAUCGAACGUUAUACCACCAAAAAGAUUGCGAAGUGCUGUCAAUCUACUGUCCAUCGUAAUCGAGCAAUUCGGUGCGAAAAUGAGGGACAAUCUUUUGCCACGUUUGCUCGCAAUUCUCGUCUGCAUACUGGCUCAAUCGAAUGAAAUUUUGAAGAGAUCCGAAAACGUACUUUCAGGAUAUUUGCCAACGAUGAAAAGCCUCCGAACGACUUGCAUCAACGUCGUUACUCGCUUUUUCGCUCACUUUGAAAAUUAUCCCUGGAAAUCCGAAGAGUUGGACGCUCUUUUCGAUGUCGCAGUAUUUCCUCUGUUGGAAAAAUUGCCCAUCGAAGGAAUUCACAGUCCUACAGCUUUGCUCAAACUCUUUGGAGCUUGGGCCGAGAAUCCACGAUAUUACAAGCUGCUGGUGAAGCAUCAAACGGAAAACACUUCAUUAACGCCUCUCCCUUACAUCAUGAAGCUGUUAUUGGGUCCAAAAACACACCUUUCAGUUGUCAACACGAUUCUUGAAAUGCUGCAAAAAAUGUUGACCCUCCGAGAUGCAGAGAAAAUGGAAAUCGAUGAGGAACCUGUAGAACCAAUCACGGUCACAAACGUUCUCAGCGUGAAAGAAGAUGAAGCAUUGGAGAUGAAUUACGGUUCCACAAUAUUGAUGGCUCACGUGCCAGAAAUAUUGGAGUAUUUGAAGAAAAAAUUGGAACGAUCGAACAAAGGCAUAAACAAAAUAGAAUUAACAAUACUUUCGCGACUCUCGGAGCUGGUUAAAGAUCCCGAAAUGAGCGACAAAUUGUUAACUCUUCUAUUACCGAUUCUCGUUAAACGAACCAUUCGUGGCGAGACGGAAGAGACGAUUCUCGAGUUGCUCACGACCAUAGUCAAUCUCGUGAAAAACGUUAAAAAGCCCGAGAUUCAUUUGCGAGCUGUGAUCCCACUUUUGGGCAGCGUUUCUUCCGUGGUUGCGAGGAAAUUGCUGCUCCGUUUGAUCGUCGCCAUAGCCGAAGGCACGUCCGACGAAAAUCGUGAAGUUUUUCAAAAAAAUUCGGACCUCCUGGUGAGACUCAACGCUUGGGACCAAAAAUGGAUCGAGCAGCCAGAUUUCGAGAAGAGAUUGGACGCGUUCACAGAAAUUACCAAUUUGAUGGGAUCGUCUGACGACGAAACUCUUCGAUUGACCAUAGAAUUUGGUGUGGCGAUUAUUUACACUUGUUUCUUCUUCCUGAGCCACGAGACCGACUUGUCGCUCCGCGAUUCCUCGGGUCAAUGCCUCAAGAGCCUCGGACCAAAAUUGGCGAAAGCUCAUCAGAGCAGCAACGUCGAAAGGCGUUAUUUGAUGGACGAGACGAUUUUACGUAUUGUCAAAAAUGGUAUAAAAAGCAAAAACGAUGCUGUGAGAAAUCAGUCGUUGGCGUUGCUGGGCGAAAUGUCGCUGGAGUGUCCGGAAGUACAUCCGGUUCUUCGUGACUUGUCGUUGUUAGCGAACAAGCAAGAUCGGGAAGUAGAUUUCUUCGAAAAUCUCCAACAUCUUCAACUUCAUCGAAGAGCUCGUGCACUUCUGAAGUUUUCUUCCACCGCAAAAACCUUCAAAAGAUUACCCAACGCGAGGACUCUCACACAAUUCAUUUUUCCGAUUGCAUCGUCUUAUUUGUGCAACGAAUCUUACGCCAAUAAAAACAGCAUCGUCGACGCUGCCAUUGAGACCGUUGGUGUCGUUUGUCGUAUGCUGCCCUGGCAUCACUACGAAAUUAUUCUGAAACAUUAUCUCGACAAACUUGGCGGAUCGACCGAGUUUCAGCGACAAAUAGUGAGGAUCCUCGUCGCCAUAUUGGACGCUUUUCACUACGAUUUGUCGAAGCUCGACAACAAGGAUAUCAAAAUAAAGGAUGCGGUUGUGGAAGGAGAAAUUCAGGGGAUCGAGGCCGUGGAGCAGAGUGAGGACGUCAAAGAAUUGAACGGCGAAACGAUCGAACCUGAAGAUUUGUUGGACGAGGCACUAGAAGCUAUUGAAUUGCCGGAGGAUUCAGAAAAAUCGAAGGACGAUGAGAAGACGGAAAAACUGCAAAUCGCUGUUAUCGACAGGCAAACCAUUCUGUCUCAAUCCGCAGCAAAGAGAGUGGUAUUCGGAAUAACACAGAUAUUGUUGCCAAAGCUUCACCGUUCUAUCGUAGCUCGCACGCAGCACGAGAAUAGUCACAAAGUAAAUCGUCGUCAAACCGGAGCUGAAAGGGAAGAAGAAGAACUGACGAGAGUCCCAAUAGCUCUAGCGAUGGUGAAGCUCUUGCAGAAAUUGCCUGAUGGGAUCCUGGACCGAAACUUGCCUGGAAUAUUUAUGAAACUUUGUACGUUUUUGAAGUCGCGAUUGGAUUCUGUGCGACGAGCGACUCGGGAGAUUCUGCAAAAAAUUAUGGUCACCCUUGGCCCUGGUUACUUGCAUCAUUUGCUGCGCGAGAUGAAUUCAUUGCUGACAAAAGGCUUCCAAAUCCACGUUCUGGCAUACACGAUCCACGCUGUACUGGUUUCCUUGAAACCGCUUUUUAACGAAUGUCACAUGCCUGAGAAUCUUCAGGCAAUAUUGUCCGUUUGUAAAAUCGACCUCUUCGGGCCGACUGGAGAGGAGAAAGAAAUCGCUGCAAUCGUGAAAAAUGUUUCUGAAGCUAAAUCGACCAAGAGCUACGACAUUUUUGCCAUAAUCGGACAGUUCGUCACGGAGUCUUGUCUGCUCGACGUUAUUUUACCCCUGCGUGAAAUUCUCGCUGAAACGAGGUCCCACAGAACAGUACGAAAAGCUGUCGAAUGCCUGAGGCAUUUUGUGCUCGGUUUGGCUGACAAUUCUUUCAUCGCAGUCGACAGGAUCCUCGUUUUUCUUUAUGGCAUCGUUUCUCAAAGUAUUCCCGAACUUUUGCCUCCAAGGAAGGCUCCGAUCACGGAAAAGGAGAGCGAAGCACUGACGAGACAGAAACCUGAUUGCUAUCUGAUAGCGCCUGAGCCCAAAACACGAAUGGGCGUUAAAACCGUCGCCAAAAUGUCUUCCGAUACCAAUGCUCAUGUCAUGAUGGAAUUCGCUUUGAAACUCUUUCACAUUCUUUUGAAACGGGAUCGUGUCGCUGGCUCUGCUUUCAAAUCUUACAUCGAUCCUUUUGUACCGGUUCUCGGCGAUUGUCUGGAUUCCAAACGUGUUAAGCUCAGCACUCUAGCGCUGCAGUGUUUGAAUUGGAUACUGAAAAUGGAUCUGCCGAACGUACGGGAAAUGGUCUCUGCAAUCUGCUCCUCAAUAUUUGCAAUUCUGCACAAAUACGCUGCAGCUGGUUUGAGCAAAGGUGAUAAUUUUGAUCUCGUCAUGGCAUCGUUCAAAUGCAUGUCAGUCCUCGUACGUGACGUCAAACAUUUCACUAUGUCGGACGAUCAGAUAAAAGCACUGAUUCUCUACGCCGAACAAGAUUUGCACGACAGUGAUAGACAGGCGACAGCUUUUAAUCUCUUGAAAGCCAUAAUCAGUCGAAAAUGGAUGGUUGCUGAGAUGCACGCUGUCAUGGAAAAAGUCGCUACGCUCAGCGUUACUUCCGAUCUUGAUCAUGUUCGCCAACAGUCCAGAUCCGUUUUUUACUCCUUCCUCAUGGAAUAUCCCCUUGGGAAAAGUCUCGAUAAGCAUAUUUCUUUUUACCUCUCACAACUCAGCUACGAGAUGAAACCUGGCAGAUUGAGCGCUCUUGAAAUGAUUCACAGCAUUGUUACAGGAUUUCCAGAGAACGUUCUUGUGGAACAAUCAGGAAUUUUGUUCUUCAUGGUCGGAAUACGAUUGAUAAACGACGACGAUCCAACAUGUAGGAAAUUGUGCGCAAAAUGCAUCAAGGAAACGAUACAGCGAGUACCGCACAAUCAGAGAGUUAAACUUUUUGAUAUCGUUAAAUUGUGGUUAGCGGAUACGAAGGUCACGCACAGAACGUUGGCUGCUCAGCUGUGUGGAAUUUUCGUGAACGUCGAGAAAGAGUCGUUCGAAUCGAGAUUACCGGAAAUUUUGCCAUUAGUUUUAAAACAAUUUCACGCCGAAGAUCCUGAGAAUCCUGUCGACGAGCCUGGACGAUUCGUCAAAUUGCCAAAACCGAAUGUCAAAACGAAACGAAAAUCUCGCAAAUUAGGAAAUAUCAAUAUCAAAGAUCCUGAGAGAAUGAAGGAUCAUCAUCUGUUUCAAGUACUGCAAUUGUGCCUCAAAAUAUCAGCGAACUGCCCGAUUCUGUUUAAGAACGAAAAGUACGAGGAUUCAGUACGUUCACUUGCAGAAUACAGCCAGUCGCUCUUGGCACAUCCCCAUUUAUGGGUACGCUUGGCAGCAACCCAAUUGAUCGGCUUUGUACUGGCUGGUUUGAACGAACAAAAAAUCCUUCAUCUUCUCGAAAAUCCCAAGGACGUUGUGAACGAAAAUGGUUAUUUAUAUUCCGAUCCGAUCGAGACCCUCAGAAGUUUGAGUCUCGAUCUCGCUGCUCAAUUACAGCCGGACAUGGAGUUCGAAGAAUUGGCUGAUCAGGUCGUUAAAAAUCUUGUAUUCGUCGCGAGGGUAAUGAAAUCUCUGAAAAUCGAGAGUUCUGACGCGAGGAAAAGGAAGGACGAAAGUGCUCCGGAAAAUGAGGAACCAGCUCAUAACGCGGAUAUUUCCAUUUUAUGGCUUCUCAGGCGAUUGAGAAAAUAUGUCAAUAUCGAGAUAACUCAAGCGCCCAAAUCAACAUCUGUGCGAAUGGCCAUGUUCAAAUGGAUCGCAGGAAUCACGGCCACAAUUCCAGUAGAGCAUUUGAACCCGAUAUUAUUCCAACUGAUGUCGCCUCUCGUUCGUGAAAUGUCAACUACGGAUGAGUCGAACGCUCCGCUGCGCCAAUUAGCCAAAGAAGUGGCAAUGAUGAUCAAGAAGAACAUAGGCAAUGAAGAUUACGCGAGAUUGCUCGUAAAAGUGCAACAAAAACUAGACACGAGGCGAAGCGAACGUAAAAAUACUCGCACGAAACAAUUGGUGACUGAUCCAGAAUUGGCGGCUAGGAGAAAAAUCGCGAGACAACAGAAGAAAAAGGAUGCAAGAAAACGAAAAAUGACUGAAAUGAAAGGCAAAAAAAUGAGAACGAAAAGACCUCGCAAAGAAGUUGAUUUAGAAAUGGCGUAACGAUCAAUUUUAUGAAGUUCUCUUUAAAAGAGAGAGAACGCAGAGUGAGAGAGAGAGAGAGAGAGAGAGAGAGAGAGAGAGAGAGAGAGAGAGAGAUAGAGAACUCGAUUUCUAGGAAUCGAAACUUGCAAAUUCUGUACAUAAUGAAUAUUUUAUAUAUAGAUUAAUUAAUAUGCUGAAACAAAA
Venturia canescens is the source of this 9361-nucleotide messenger RNA. Its product is annotated as small subunit processome component 20 homolog. The record is from RefSeq and is a predicted model, not a curated record. The transcript is spliced from 8 exons. Bases 824 to 9175 code for a protein of 2783 amino acids. NCBI's taxonomy places the organism in Eukaryota, Metazoa, Arthropoda, Insecta, Hymenoptera, Ichneumonidae. Gene Ontology annotation, cellular component: nucleolus; small-subunit processome; 90S preribosome.